UCCGACUUGCCGUAGAAAGCGAACGUCCUCAGGACGGAAAAUGUCAUACGUCAAACUGAUGUCGCUGUGCGCCGCGGCUCCGGGCCUGACUGGCGCCACCUGCGAGGCCGUGAAGAAGAGCACGCAGCCGGCAAUGCGCAUUGACGAGCUGCCAUCUUUGUACAGCAGACCCCAGGAGCACUGGCAGCGUGUGGAGCCAGAGCAGGAGGCGGCGGUGGCGGGCCCUUUGGAGCAGAGCGUGGCAUCACUGAGGGAAUGGGCACAGCCGUACGCAGACCAGUGUCAGCGAGCACGCCGCACCGCAACUGGCAAAGCUGAGGAAGUGUACAGAAGCGUGGAGCCCACCAUCGACACCACCGUCACCACAGUCAGCGACGUGUAUCACUUCCUCACUGCUCCUCCCCCGGACCUCUAUCCCAGCAUGGCGGCGGUGGGCUUCUCGGGCUUGCUGGGUCUCUACUUGGCCAAAGGGUCAAAGGUGAGGCGUGUGGCGUUUCCAGUGGGCCUCAUGGCCGUGUGCGCCUCCAUGUUCUACCCUCAGCAAGCGGCCUCCCUUUUCAAGGUAAGCCGAGACUCCGCGUACUCCUGGGUUCAGCGGGGUCGCGUCGCCGUGGAGACGCUUUGGAAAGACCCGCCCUCCGGCAAAAAGAAGCCCGACAAGACGGAGCGGCGGGAGAGCGGAAGCAGUUGAAGGCGGACAGGAAAAAAAUCAUCUUCAUGCUGCGUGGAAGGAAAGGUCUGCAAGGUUUUUUUUGUGUAUCUGAGCACCUAUUUGGCUAUGCUAAACACACACACACACACUCACUCAUCACUUUACUGAUGUUUCUCAUUGGGCCACUCUUGAAAAAGUCAAUCUUUGCUCACUUUGAAUAUUCUAUUGUGUGGUUUGGAUGUGAGUAACACAUGAGCAAACACACACACACACACACACACACACACACAGCUUAAUUCUUUCUUCUCACGCACAUUCCCACACAGCCCUUCUAAAUGGCUUCUAUGUGUUAGAAGGAUUUCUGCUCUCAAAUGCUAUGUUUUAUUUAAUAAAAGACCGCUCAUUGUUCAUUCGGUGAACAUGCUCAAAACAUUUGACUAUUUGUUCCAUAGUGGACACACUAACACAGGUCUUCAACUUCCCCUAAAAUACAAUUAUUGUAUUUUACUUUAAACUGGUCCUUAAGUUACCUUGUUGUUGUCGUGCAAUACUAACUUUUUAAUUUUCCUGAGGGAACUCUCCUGAAGGAAUCAAUAAAAUACUAUCUAUCUAUCAUUAUGUCUACAUAUACUUUUCAAAUCAUCUUGUAAUCAGACAAUAUUUUUCGGUAUAUUAGGUGGAAUUUUUACUUGACCACUGUGUUCUUAUAGGCGUGGCGUGGUCAAAGCCUAAAAUAAAAAUCCGAAUAGGAAAUCAUGCAAAAAAAAUCAUACAUGGGAGAAACAGGAAAGACAUUCAACACCAGGAAGAAAGAACAUCAGAAAGAAUGUGAAAAAGAGACAACUGGAAGGUUUACAAAAAGCCUAAAAUAAAAAUCUGAAUAGGAAAUAUUACAAUGAUCAGAUCGUAAAAUAACCACAUCAUGGACUGAGACAACGGCAAAAUAAUCGGUACAGAAAGUAACAACUUCAAACGGAGUAAAGAGGCAAUCGAUCUAGGGAAGCGGCCCAAGGAAAACCAUCAAUCGGGAUGAGGGAGUAUUACCUGGGACUCCCUUCUCCAAUAUUUUUCGGUGUAUUAAAUGGAAUUUUUACUUGACAACUGUGUUUUUAUAGGUGUGGCGUGGUCAUUUUACAAAAUCCUGUGUAAAUCAUGCAACAAAAAAAAACCAAACAUGGGAGAAACAGGGAGGACAUUCAACACCAGGAACAAAGAACAUCAGAAAGAAUGUGAAAAAGACAACUAGAAGGUUUACAAAAAGCCUAAAAAAAAAAAACGUAUAUAUAUGUAAAUGUAUUCAGUAGUGAUGGGUCCGGCAACACUGAUGCAUCGGCGCAUGCGUCGAGCUCAUAGAGCGAAACCCUGUGUCGGUGCGCGUACCGCUUUUAGAAAGUCACGUGACCGAUCAUGAGCUGUUUUGGUCACGUGACCGAUACGCGAACUGUGUCGCACUGACGCCUCCUCUGUGCCCUGAGAGCGGGUCUUUUCUACAGCCGGAGAAAUAAUAACUAAGAAGAGAAAGGGUCUAAAAUUGAAUACGUUGGAAAAACUGUUUUUUUUUUUUUUUUAUAAAAAUGUGUAAAAAUAAAUAAAUAAUAAUUUCCAGGUCCACAAGCAUCCUCAUUCACAACACGUUCUCUUAGAUUUCCAUGUUAUGAUACAUGUUCACAUUAUUUAUUGACUGUAUCUAAAAAAGACAAAAAAUAUAUUUUUAUUUAAAUGAAGUUAUGAAAUAAUCCUAAAUGAAAUACAAUGACUUGGUUUAUUUUAUUGUAUAUACUAGGUCAGUGGUUCUCAACCUUUUUUCAGCAAUGUACACCCUGUGAUUUUUUUUUUUAAUUCAAGUACCCCCUAAUCAUAGCUAAGCAUUUUUGGUUGAAAAAAAAAAAAAAGAUAAAGAAGUAAAAUACAGCACUAUGUCAUCAGUUUCUGAUUUAUUAAAUUGUAUAACAGUACAAAAUAUUGCUCAUUUGUAGUGGUCUUUCUUGAACUAUUUGGAAAAAAAGAUAUAAAAAUAACUAAAAACUUGUUGAAAAAUAAACAAGUGAUUCAAUUAUAAAUAAAGAUUUCUACACAUAGAAGUAAUCAUCAACUUAAAGUGCCCUCUUUGGGGAUUGUAUUAGAGAUCCAUCUGGAU
Molecule: messenger RNA, 2789 nt
Organism: Nerophis lumbriciformis (worm pipefish)
Lineage: Eukaryota; Metazoa; Chordata; Actinopteri; Syngnathiformes; Syngnathidae
Gene: apoob
Product: apolipoprotein O, b
Biological process (GO): cristae formation
Cellular component (GO): MICOS complex
Source: RefSeq, a predicted model, not a curated record